Messenger RNA from Salvelinus namaycush (lake trout), 885 nucleotides. RefSeq names its product protein FAM166B-like. The transcript has 6 exons. NCBI's taxonomy places the organism in Eukaryota, Metazoa, Chordata, Actinopteri, Salmoniformes, Salmonidae. Bases 1 to 885 code for a protein of 294 amino acids. The record is from RefSeq and is a predicted model, not a curated record.
AUGGAUGAAUUCCCCCCCAAAUUCAGCAAGGUGCUGGUGACACCUGAUCCGCAGUACAUACCGGGGUAUGCAGGUUACUGCCCCCAGCUGAAGUACCACCUGGGGAAGACCUACGGCCAGCUGACUGCCAAGCUGCUGUCCUCUCCGGAGGUGUCGCACUCACGUCGCCUAGUCCUCCACACGGGCCGCUUCCCCUCCACAGAGACAGACACGGGCCCGCGGGACGAGAACUGGAGGAGCCACCAUGGAGAACGCAGGAAUCUAGAGAGGAUGAUACCGGGCUACACUGGCUUUGUCCCCAAAAGCCAGAACUACUUCUCCCGUACCUACACUGAGACGUGUCACGAGGCACUGUCUGAGUUUGACCGAGACCAGCAGAGGAGGGUUCAUCUGGCACCAGCAGACAAACCGCUUGUCAGCAACACCACCAAUUCCGAGUUUAAACCUCGGAGACUGAGCACCCCUCUGACGGCCAUCUCCAAAGAUCCAGCCCCCUACGAGGCCCUGGAGCCCUGGAAAACCAAAGUGUCUCCUUACUUCAUGGAGGACAGCAGUCCACACAAGUACUUCAUCUCAGGUUUCACAGGGUACGUGCCCAAAUCUCGCUUCCUGAUUGGCACUGGCUACCCCAUCACCACCAACAAAGCCCUGGUCCAGUUUGGAAAGGAAAUGAGGAGUGACCUCACCUCCCUGCGUCUCCCUGGGGAGGAAUCAGGAGUCCUGCCCCCCAUCCCCACAGUCUACCCGUCCCACCGGGGCCUGCUGCCCUCCUACACCGGCCAUGUUCCAGGACACAAGUUCAGGUACGGCCAGACCUUUGGGCAGCUUACCCACAAUGCCCUGGGGCUAAGCGGCACUCAGAAGAUAGAGGCCAGAGCUCAGUAA